Molecule: messenger RNA, 546 nt
Organism: Bactrocera latifrons
Lineage: Eukaryota; Metazoa; Arthropoda; Insecta; Diptera; Tephritidae
Exons: 2
Coding region: 7-363 (118 amino acids)
Source: RefSeq, a predicted model, not a curated record
UUUCAAAUGACAUCAUUUGGUGCAAACAUAAUUGAGGAACGGGGACUUAAUCCAACUUUUAAGAUUCAAGGACAAAUUCAGCACAAUGCAGGAGCAUUGUUGCCAUCAGUUGAUGGCGAAUACAACUAUCUUCAGAUUUAUUUGCUAGGAAAUUCAGAAACUGAAAUAAAUCAGCGCUGUGGCAUUAAUCGAGCAACUAGGCGAGAGAUCAUUGUGCAACUGCAACAACUAUUAUAUGAACAUAACCUAUUAAUUCAAUUAUUUAAAACAGCCUUAGAAGUGAUGCCAUCAGAUGGUCAUAAAAUAGUAAUCAGAGCAGACCUGCUGGUGAACAUGAAAGAUGCUUCAAUGCUCCUGUGUUAAACGAAGUUGCUAUUGUGGUGGUUGGAGAGAAUAUAGACUCUCGAGACAUUCUAAUUCAACGGCGUGAUGGUGGCAACCUUCAGCGUAUUAGUGAAACCCAUCGUUCAUAUAACAGAGGGUAUUGAUGGAUACCAUUUUUUAAUCAAGAUGAUUAAUUCACCAACUGGUAUGUAUCAAAGCAAU